Alnus glutinosa is the source of this 1357-nucleotide messenger RNA. RefSeq names its product putative F-box protein At1g65770. NCBI's taxonomy places the organism in Eukaryota, Viridiplantae, Streptophyta, Magnoliopsida, Fagales, Betulaceae. The record is from RefSeq and is a predicted model, not a curated record. Bases 51 to 1265 code for a protein of 404 amino acids. Gene Ontology annotation, molecular function: protein binding. The transcript has a single exon.
AAAAAUAAGAAGUAAUCGAUCGGUUGGUGGAUGAGUGAAGCAGCAAAGAUAUGGGAGACUCAGAGAGAGUGGUGGAUUGGUCUGAUCUUCCGACGGAACUAUUGCCAGCGAUCGGCAAGAGCCUCGACACCCGCAUCGAUGUUCUCCGAUUCCGCAGCGUCUGUACCUCCUGGCGUUCCUCUAUUCCUCCCUUUCACCCCAACUCUCCUCACUUUCCUCUCAAAUUCCCCAACCUCUACGCCUACGGUGCAACGUCGACUGACCCUCCGCCGUCGGCACCCCGACACCCGGCUAUUCUCUGCCAAAGUACUCUCUAUCACAUUCAGCCGCUCAAUCCUCCUUCAACUUCUUCUUCUUGGUCGAACAAGGGCUGGUUGAUGAAGGUCGAAGAGUCAGAUUCAGGGAAGCUUCGCCUUGAGAAUCCGAUGCUCUCCAACCGGGACCACCGGGUCAUUAGGUACAACAUUCUUAAACCCAAGACGUUGAAUUUAUUGAACUUCCGGGUCGUCGAGUUAACCAAAGCCUAUACGCUUAGAUUCCAGUUUCCCGGUGGACCCAUAAACCCUUUUUCUUUUGUGAAUAAAUUGGUGGUGUUUCCCAAUUCAGCAUGGACAAAUGCGGACGAGUGUUCAAUUCUCAUGAUCUUUGGGGAUGGAAAACUGGGUUUUGCAAAAUGUGGGGAUGAGAAGUUGACCCUUGUAGAUGGGAGCUCUAAUUAUGAUGACAUUAUUGUUUAUAAAGGCCAAUUCUAUGUCGUUGAUAGGCUAGGAAUAGUUUCAUGGGUCGACUGUUCAUCCUUGAAAUUGGUUCCGUUUUUGCCUCCGCUAUGUGGGCUGGGUAGCCGGAAGCAUUUGGUGGAGUCGUGUGGGUCUCUUUAUGUUGUUGAUAGAUACAUUGAUGGGGAAAGGUGCUUUGAGUUUGACAUUGAUGAUGGAUAUACUUGUUCCAAGGUUGUUGGUUUUGAGGUGUAUAAGCUAGAUGAAGAAUGGGGUCGAUGGGUUUUGGUGAAAAGCUUGGGCGACCAAGCGUUUGUUUUGAGUAGCGACUGUUCUUUCUCUGUUUCGGCUCGAGAAUUUUCUGGAUAUAAAGGGGAUUACAUUCACUUCACUGAUGAUAAUCAUCAAAGACUAGUGUUCCAUCUAAAGGAUCACAGCAUUCAUGAUUUAGCGUUUUCCCUUCAUCAUUCUGAACCAUUAUGGCCUCCCCAGCUUAAUGAAUGUGAAUACGAAGGAGUAGCUGAAUCGGCCGGGGAUUACGCCUUAUGAAACGGUCGCUAGUUCGGAUCUCCCAUUCCCCUUACUUUGGGGACGAAAAAAUAAUGUAUAAAAUAAAUAAAUAAACGUUGUCGAUUUUAAUC